This is a messenger RNA of Oryza brachyantha (malo sina), 1197 nucleotides long. Its product is annotated as MYB-like transcription factor ODO1. NCBI's taxonomy places the organism in Eukaryota, Viridiplantae, Streptophyta, Magnoliopsida, Poales, Poaceae. The record is from RefSeq and is a predicted model, not a curated record. The transcript has 2 exons. Bases 157 to 945 code for a protein of 262 amino acids.
CAUUGCAGUUGCAACAGAGCUGUCACCACUCUUUUAUCUGACGCUUGUGUACAUGAGUUUUGCAGCUUACUAGACAUGUGCAAGCAUUAGAAAUUUAUUAGUGUCCAUUUUAUACAGGAUUCCAUCCAUCUUGUGCAAGUCUGCAGUAACCAGCAAAUGGGGAGGCAGCCGUGCUGUGACAAGAAGAGGGUGAAGCGAGGGCCGUGGACGGCGGAGGAGGACAAGAAGCUCAUCAGCUUCAUUCUGACACACGGCCGCUGCUGCUGGCGAGCAGUGCCUAAGUUGGCAGGGCUGCUGCGCUGCGGCAAGAGCUGCCGGCUGCGGUGGACCAACUAUCUCCGCCCUGACCUCAAGCGUGGCCUCCUCACUGCAGACGAGGAGAAGCUCGUUGUGGACCUCCAUGCCAAGCUUGGCAACAGAUGGUCCAAGAUUGCUGCCAAAUUACCUGGGAGAACAGACAACGAGAUCAAGAACCACUGGAACACGCACAUCAAGAAGAAGCUCAUCAAGAUGGGGAUCGACCCAGCCACGCAUCAGCCUCUAGCCAACACCAAGGCUAUCAGUCAAACAGGAACCUCGACGCAGUCCACCGUCACAACUGAAUCGGCCAAGUCGAAUGACAUGGCAUAUCCAGUGGAUCCCAAGGGAGGCUGCAGCAGGAGCAUGUCAGUGCCAACUGACUCGCUGGAGCAGUCAAGCAGGAACACCAGCAGUCAGGGCCUGGAUCCGUUGUUGAACUGGCUGUUGGAGACAGAGCUUCCCGCUGAUGAGCCAUGGCUAAAUUUUACGAGCAGCAAUGACGAUGACUUGUGUGGCAUCGUUAAGCAGUCGGCAUUGGAUGGAAGCACAACAGACUGGCUGCUUGACUACCAAGAUUUCAGCAUGGGCAAUUCGAGCUUGAUUGAUGGUGCAAGGAUUCAGAAUUCAGAUGGAUCAAACUUUUAGACUGAAGGGACAUAGAAAUUGUGCAUGUCGGGUAGGUGCAAAAGAUUGUGAAAAGAGAGCAAGGUGCAUUGUGUUCCAAGCUGGAUGAUAACAAGACCAGUCAGUCCUCCAGGUGCCUUGCCAGGGACUAGCACAAGAUAUGUUCAGAAUAUAGAACAGUGAUAGUCCACCCUUAAAUUAAGGGCUCUGUGUUUAUAGAAAUCUAUAUUUCUCAUAGAUUCAAGGGUGUAGAACUUGAAACCCUUUUACACA